AUGGCGACCGAGGCGAAGCUUUUCGGCCGCUGGUCGUACGACGAUGUGAACGUCAGUGAUCUUUCCCUCGUCGACUACAUCGCGGUCAAGGAUAAGGCCUGCGUCUUCGUGCCUCACACUUCCGGCCGCUACCAGAAGAAGAGGUUCCGCAAGGCCAUGUGCCCCAUUGUUGAGCGCCUCGUCAACUCCAUGAUGAUGCACGGCCGCAACAACGGAAAGAAAACCCUCUGCGUCCGUAUCGUCCGUCAUGCCUUCGAAAUCAUCCACCUCAUGACAGACAAGAACCCCAUCCAGGUCUUCGUCAACGCUGUGGAGAACGGCGGCCCCCGCGAAGACAGCACGCGUAUCGGAUCCGCUGGUGUUGUCAGACGUCAGGCUGUUGAUGUGUCUCCCCUCCGCAGAGUCAACCAGGCCAUCUACCUCAUCUGCACCGGCGCAAGACUGGCGGCCUUCCGUAACAUCAAGACCAUUUCUGAGUGCCUGGCAGACGAGAUCAUGAACUGCGCCAAGGAGUCUUCCAAUGCCUACGCCAUCAAGAAGAAGGACGAAAUCGAGCGUGUGGCGAAGGCUAACCGAUAA
Messenger RNA from Neospora caninum, 579 nucleotides. RefSeq lists its product as hypothetical. The record is from RefSeq and is a predicted model, not a curated record. Gene Ontology annotation, cellular component: cytosolic small ribosomal subunit; ribosome. Gene Ontology annotation, molecular function: mRNA binding; rRNA binding; structural constituent of ribosome. Bases 1 to 579 code for a protein of 192 amino acids. The transcript is spliced from 3 exons. Gene Ontology annotation, biological process: translation; ribosomal small subunit assembly. NCBI's taxonomy places the organism in Eukaryota, Apicomplexa, Conoidasida, Eucoccidiorida, Sarcocystidae.